Bactrocera neohumeralis is the source of this 1309-nucleotide messenger RNA. RefSeq names its product GTP-binding protein SAR1 (gene Sar1). Gene Ontology annotation, biological process: intracellular protein transport; membrane organization; vesicle organization. Bases 235 to 816 code for a protein of 193 amino acids. The transcript has 6 exons. Lineage: Eukaryota; Metazoa; Arthropoda; Insecta; Diptera; Tephritidae. Gene Ontology annotation, molecular function: GTPase activity; GTP binding. The record is from RefSeq and is a predicted model, not a curated record. Gene Ontology annotation, cellular component: COPII vesicle coat; endoplasmic reticulum exit site.
ACGCACAGGAGGAAAAGAGUUUUGAAUUGGAUUUUCCUUUGCUGUCGUGUCGUUGUCGCUAUUCUUUUGUCCACUAUCGUCGCCGUUGUCAUCGCCUUCGUCUUUCUUUUUUAGCGUAAAAGAAAUCGCUGAAACACGGGAAAAGGCGAGAAUAAAUUAAAAGUUUCAAUAUUUCCUUGAAAUUUUUUAAUUGUAAAUUAUUUAUAAGAUAACUACACACCAAUAAAUAGCAAAAUGUUCAUUUGGGAUUGGUUCACUGGUGUUUUAGGAUACUUGGGUCUGUGGAAGAAAUCCGGCAAGCUAUUGUUCCUUGGUCUGGAUAAUGCCGGCAAAACAACAUUGUUGCAUAUGCUCAAAGACGAUAAACUGGCACAGCAUGUACCAACACUUCAUCCUACAUCAGAAGAAUUGUCAAUUGGCAAUAUGCGCUUUACCACAUUCGAUUUGGGUGGCCACACUCAAGCGCGUCGUGUUUGGAAGGACUAUUUCCCAGCUGUGGAUGCAAUCGUCUUUUUGAUAGACGCUUGGGACCGAGGUCGCUUCCAAGAGAGUAAAAUUGAAUUAGACUCGUUGUUAACAGAUGAAGCGCUGUCAAACUGUCCCGUGUUAAUUUUGGGUAACAAAAUCGAUAAACCAGGUGCCGCAAGCGAAGAUGAACUUAGAAAUGUUUUCGGUCUCUAUCAGUUGACAACCGGCAAGGGUAAAGUGCAACGUUCGGAGCUUCCAGGACGCCCUCUGGAGUUGUUCAUGUCUUCUGUACUGAAGCGACAGGGUUAUGGCGAAGGUUUCCGUUGGCUAGCGCAGUAUAUUGAUUAAAAGCUGCUUUUUCAUUUUCAAUUCAAAAUACGUCGGAUACAAGCUUUCUUUUUUUUGGCAUCUUUAUACAUACAAAAUCGCCAAACAAACAGGUCAAUAAAAUCGGAGAACCUCUCAUGGCAGAAUAACGCGAAUUAGAAAUGCCACAAUGAUACUUCAAUACUUCAAAUAGAAAAAUUAAUACAAAAAUAAAUAUAACACAAACAAAAUCAGAGUCUAAACCAUAUGUGGAUGCAAGAAAAAUGCAAAAUAAUGCGAAAGCAACGGUAAAAGUAAAAAUAAGCGCAGUCUGAAUCAUUAAGUAAAAGUAAUGAAACACAACACAAAAAACAUCCUAUAUGCAUUGUGGGUAGUAUGUAUAUUUUAAUUUUAAAGGGUAACACAAACGGAUAUUCAAACAUUUCAAUAUCAUUUCCAACCUUUCGCUCUAAGUUAGCUACAAUUUGUCUAAUAUUUGUUUAGAAUUUCCAAAUAAACAAUUUUAUAAAAUGUA